GCAGCCCCCGCGCCGCGUGAGGCGACUAUGGCGCUGGCCAGGCUGGCGUGAGGGGCCGCGGGCGGAGCAGAGCGUGCAGUAGCCGCCUCGUGCGGGCCCAUGCGGCGCCCCCGAGACCAUGGGAUCCCGCAUCAAACAAAAUCCGGAAACAACCUUUGAAGUGUAUGUUGAAGUCACCUAUCCAGGGGCAAGCAGCACUGGAACAGAUCCUGAGGUGCGGAGGCAAUUCCCAGAGGACUACAGUGACCAGGAAGUUCUACAGACUCUGACCAAGUUUUGUUUCCCCUUCUAUGUGGACAGCCAUACAGUUGGCCAAGUUGGCCAGAACUUUACAUUUGUACUCACUGACAUUGACAGCAAACAGAGAUUUGGAUUCUGCCGCUUAUCUUCUGGGGCCAAGAGCUGCUUCUGUAUCUUAAGUUAUCUCCCAUGGUUUGAAGUCUUCUAUAAGCUGCUCAACGUCUUGGCAGAUUAUACAACAAAAGGACAGGACUGUCAGAGGAAUGAGUUUCUAGAAGUGCUUCAUAAACUUCCCAUCCCUGAUCCAGGAGCACCUGUUCAUCUCGGCGUGCACUCUUACUUUACUGUGCCUGACAUCAGAGAACUUCCUAGCAUACCUGAAAAUAGAAAUCUGACAGAGUAUUUUGUAGCCGUUGAUGUCAACAACAUGCUGCAUCUCUAUGCUAGUAUGCUGUAUGAACGUCGCAUCCUCAUCUGCUGUAGUAAACUGAGCACUUUAACUGCCUGCAUUCAUGGGUCUGCAGCUAUGCUCUACCCAAUGUUCUGGCAACACGUUUACAUUCCCGUUCUGCCCCCACAUCUCUUGGACUACUGCUGUGCCCCAAUGCCCUACCUCAUUGGAAUACACUUAAGUUUAAUGGAGAAUGUUAGAAAUAUGGUCCUGGAAGAUGUUGUGAUUCUUAAUGUUGACACCAACACACUGGAAACCCCUUUUGAUGAUCUUCAGAGUCUUCCCAAUGAUGUGGUUUCUACGCUGAAGAACAGGCUAAAGAAAGUCUCCACAACUACUGGGGAUGGUGUGGCAAGAGCAUUCCUGAAGUCCCAGGCUUCUUUCUUCGGGAGCUACAGAAACGCCCUGAAAAUUGAACCUGGGGAGCCCAUCACGUUUUGUGAAGAAACCUUUGUGUCUCACCGUUCCGCUGCGAUGAGGCAGUUCCUCCAGAAUGCCAUUCAGCUCCAGCUCUUCAAACAGUUUAUUGAUGGCCGCCUUGAUCUUCUCAACUCUGGAGAGGGCUUCAGUGAUGUUUUUGAAGAAGAAAUAAAUAUGGGAGAAUAUGCUGGUAGUGACAAACUGUACCACCAGUGGCUCUCAACAGUAAGGAAAGGAAGUGGAGCCAUUUUAAAUACAGUAAAGACCAAGGCUAACCCUGCCAUGAAGACUGUCUAUAAGUUUGCAAAAGAUCAUGCAAAAAUGGGAAUAAAAGAGGUGAAAAACCGCUUGAAGCAAAAGGACAUCGCUGAGAAUGGGUGUUCUGCAGCCCCCGAAGAGCCGCUGCCCAGGACCGCGCCUUCGCCCUUGGACCCCAAGCUCAGAGAAGACCGACGGCCGAUCACCGUGCACUUUGGGCAGCAAGAAAGACUCCGUCCACCUCGGCCACCUCCUCCAAAGAUACAGCGCUCGUCUAGGCCCGUUCGGCCUCCAAGACCUCACGUUGUUAAGAGACCGAAGAGCAACAUCGCCGUGGAAGGACGCAGGACUUCCGUUUCUAGUCCAGAACACCUUGUAAAGCCCAUGCGACACUAUACAGUCUUCCUCUCUGAGGACUCUUCUGAUGAUGAAUUUCAGCAGGAAGAGGAUCCUGUCUCUGGCUUCUCUGAAAACUUUUUCUUCUCUGGUCCUUUUGAAUGGCCUCAGCCGUACCGGGCCCUGAAAGAGUCCGACAGCGCUGAUGGGGAAGAAGUGAUCAGUCCAGAGAAAGCCAGUGAGGCUGCGCCUCCCAGCCCUCCAACGCCAGACAGGGUCACAGAAGUCAACCUCCUCCAGGACAUUUUCACUAACUUAGAAGUGGAAACACAACCUCAGCCUCUAAGCCAAGCCAAAAGUUUAGAAGACCUAAGGACCCCCAAAGAGGAGGGCGAGCAACGAUGCACAUUUGAUUACCAGAGAAUGGACCUUGGUGUGUCCGAGAGGAGCAGGAUUGUGCCAGCAAUUAAACUCUCUCACCCCUACAACAAGCUGUGGAGCAUGGGGCAUGACGACAUGGCUAUUCCCACCAAAUAUUCCCAGAGCUCACCAGAGAGGCCCUUGACUGCUCUUGGGAACAUCCCUUCAGCGCCACGCAGACCUCGGAGCAGAGACAGCCUUCUGGCCCCUGCAGAAAAGGAGGAAGUGACCUUGGCUGCUCAAGGGAACAUCACCAUCCCCAGGCCGCAAGGCAGGAAGACGCCUGAGCUGGGGAUAGUUCCUCCGCCCCCCGCCCCCAGGCCCACCAAACACCCGCUGCCGGUGGGGCCUGCAGAAGCUGUGAACCCCCCGGCUGCAGGGCGCAGUGACGUGGUUUCAGAACUCAUGCAGGAGCCUUUUGGGUCGGGGAGCAUUUCCCUUGACCCAGAAAUCAGGCAGGCUGUAAACUAUUCUCCUCACCCCUCCCAGCUCCUCUCCAGUGCCAGCAGUGCUACUGAGAUGCUCCAGCCAGUCAAGGUCAAUGCAGAAAACGCAGGUAAUGAAAGCGAUUACCUUCUUAAUCUUCUGGAUCCCUUGAAGACAACCAGCUGGCAAAACACUGGCUCCCAGCAAGGCUCUGGCAGUCUGCAGAGCUCAGCCGCUCCUAGCCCUGCCCCUGGCUUUGCUCCAGUGGCAAACGACUUCACACCUCCUGCUCCCCCACCCUUCGCCCAGCCACUGGCCUACCCUCCUUCAGCCCCGCCAUUUCUGCAGACGUCUCUCAAUCCGUUUGCGCAGUCGAUGCCAGCAGCCCUGCCCGUGACCCUGGUGAGAGCCACGAGGGGCCCCUUCCUCCCUCCCUUAGGUCACGCUUACAGCUCCAGUUUCAUCGCGCCAAACUCUGGCUUCUAUCCGCCACAAAGAUCUCAGCCAAACAUUUCAACGUUGUCCAUGCCCAAUCUUUUUGGCCAGGCUCCAACAGCACCGCAGGCUAGCUCCUUGCUGCAGCAAAGCCAUAGCCCGUCCCCGACCAGCUCUCUGCAGCCAGCACGCUUAAGUGGCCCUUCCAAAAUCAGAACACUACCGCUGGGCCCUUCUGGCUCAAAGAUAGAUGCCAAGCAAGGGGUGGCUCCAAGGCCCUCUAGUGAUCCCCCUCUGGUUCCCCCCCGGCCUGCUAAGGGCCUCGAGUCAGUGUUACUGCCCUCAAAGCUGGAGGAGACAAAGGAUCCGUUUGAAGAUUUGUUAAAAAAGACAAGACAGGAGGUGUCAGCCACCCCAGGUAAAGUAGAACAGCUCCGAAAGCGCUGGGAAACAUUUGAAUAAUGCUCCCAACACAUCUUAUUCCCUGUGGGAUUGGCAUUUUUUUCUUUUCUUUUUUUCUCCAUUUUCUUUUCUUUUUUUUUCUUUUUUCUUCCUGAGCCAGCACAAGAACAAGCUGUCCCUGUAGAAGGGGAGACUUAGCCAGCUCCAGACACAGGAAACACAACUGCUCCUCCGCAGCUCGCAGACGAGUGCUGCUGGCUGGAGUUGUUUUGUGGAUAACCCCCCACGUUGCCACUUUCCUGGCUGAGGCUUUCUCCUCGGCACAGACGCUGGCUCCGUGCCUGCUGUCAGUGAAAGCCCCGGUGACUUACACUGGCCAAAGCUUUAACGUGGUUAGAUUGAAUGUGUCCGUCCCCACCUCCCCCCAAAAUAAUCUUUUCAUAAGAUACUACUGAACCAGCAAUUGCUUAUUUCUCCCCUUGUAUUUCCCCAGUCCCUAGCACAGCGUGGAAGGUGACACCGCACGUAGAAUUAGUGUUCAUUUCCUACCUGUGUGAACAGUGUUCAGUUUGGUAUUUUUCUGUGUUAUGCAUUCUGCUUACAACAUUUUUGCGUUUCUAUGUAAACUGUAGGAGAUGAACCCAGGUUUGUAGUUUAUACUGAGUUAAUCCACUGGGUUUAAACUGAGUUUGUUCAGUAGCCCAUCUAGCAACACACGCUUUCAUUUGGGGUUAUAUGCUUGUCUGAACUUUUGUUAGAAGACUUUUGGUUUCAUCCCCCUCCAACCCUAUGGGAGGGACUUCUUCGCUAUAAAAUUCUUAUGAGUCCCAGUUACAGCAAAACUAAUAGCACAGAGAAAGCAUCCUGCAGCUCAGGGCUUGCUCCUGUGUCUCCAAGGGGAAACUGGAAACACCAGCAAUUUAAUUUUUAGACAGAGACAUCAGAACGUGUCUUUUGAUGGAGUCCGUCAACUAUAUCUUAGUUCUUCUGUAAUCGUAUGUUAAUAUUAUAUAUAAAUGUUAUAGGCAGCAGUAUUUGAACUGGAUGUAAUAGUAUCUUAUUUUAUUAUGAAAAAGAAAAAAAUCAGGGCAUAAGCGAUCCCAAUUCGUUAGUUCUCCAAGCUUAACACUAGUACAUUGACUAGGAGGCCUGGGUUCAGACCGGUGAAACCACAGCUGUCUAUACAAAGGAGAAGGAAAAGUAUUGCAGAAUAAGCAGUGCAAUGUCCAAAUAUCGGCAUGUGACAGCUGCGUGUCACUGCCGUGUUACGGAAACACUUCACGGUACCUGGACGCAACUGAGAUCACAUCCCUGUGCACCAAGGUUUCCCUCCCUGACACAUCGCGCGCAGUGAGAAACAGCAGGGUGGUGUCUGGGAUCACGUGUAGACCAGCAACGCAGCAAAGGGUUAAAGGGUACAUUCGUUGUGAUUUUACGAGGCAUUAGUCCGUGGCUGCAGUGGCCUCAAGCAUUUCAUGCUUACCUUCAGCAUCUCUUUCCUCACAGUGAUCAUUUCUAUGUACCUCUAGUGGUGCUUUUCUCAUUUAUUUUUACUUGGACACGAUCUGAUUUCAAAUAAGCUAUUCUAGGACAGUUAACCACAUCACCAUUAAGCCUUUGAUUAAGUCAAAAAGUAAUUGUGGACACCUGGGAAACUCUUGUAAUGCUCUAUGUGGAUUUUCUUCGGUGUAUCUAUUUUAACGUCCUCGGAGGCUCUCUUACACGCCGUAUUAGAACGGCUGUCAGUGCAUUUGAGCCUGUGCAGUACGAGAGAGAAAUACUUGGAACAUCUAAAAAUGCCAACAGCUGGGGAGACCCAAGUAUUACAUUAGUGUUAUUUUUACUUCUGUCAAGUACUGUUACUUUUACGAGCCACUCAGUCUGUUUUGUAUUAUUUCUUUUUGCUGAAAGGAAGGUGGUUUUGAUCUAAUCUAGUUUCAAAUAAUUCAAAUAUUUAAAGUCUAAAGGAAUAGCCGUGUUUUGUGCUGCUGUACAGAAUGUGAAUGUUUCUAUGCCAUUAGCACCUCAGUCUGGAAUAUCUGACCCCCUUUAACUGCUGUGUGCUGGAUCUGACUUCUCAAUGGUGAUAGGUAUGUACAGGCACUAUGGAAUGGUGCAUAUGAAUUGCCAUUUGAUUUUUCACAUACUCCUGGGUUUUUAUUUGUAAUGCUAUGCACUGGUUAUGUAUUAAGUAUUCCUUUUAAACACGUGCUUUAAAGAAGUGGGAAAAUGCUGGGGUACCUCUGUAUCAUGGCAGAGCCUUUUCCAGUCCCAUUUUAUUCUGUCUACCUUUUAUAGCAUAUUCCAAAACCCAGUCUUUUAUGCCAUUGUUUUGGAAACCAGUAAGCACUCCUUGAUUUUAAGAGGCCAAUUCUGAGACGCCGAGAGGUAUUAAUGCUUUAGAUUUAUCGUAUUAUUCACUCCUCACUUAAUUUUAAUGACAGGGGGGGAAAAGUUGGGUAUGCCUGAGAGAGAUCUUGGAGUAGUAGAGAGCACUUUGCUGAAGUUUGUAUCUUUGCAAAUUCAAUCCAAGAAGUGAGAAAACAUGAGAAUCCGUUUCACGUGUUUAGCAUAAUAAAAGAAUCAAAUCAUCA
This is a messenger RNA of Gavialis gangeticus (Gharial), 5982 nucleotides long. It is a transcript of the gene DENND1A, whose product is annotated as DENN domain containing 1A. Gene Ontology annotation, molecular function: guanyl-nucleotide exchange factor activity; phosphatidylinositol phosphate binding. Gene Ontology annotation, biological process: endocytic recycling; endocytosis. The coding region runs from base 119 to 3448 and encodes 1109 amino acids. The transcript is spliced from 24 exons. The record is from RefSeq and is a predicted model, not a curated record. Gene Ontology annotation, cellular component: cytosol; clathrin-coated vesicle. Lineage: Eukaryota; Metazoa; Chordata; Crocodylia; Gavialidae.